AUGAAUCGACCGAAUGGAAAUGGUCUGGGUUCCAGACAGCUGACCCCGUUUGCCUCCGCCACUGCUUCUCCUCGUCUGAUGAACAAUUCGGCCCUUGAGCAUCUCAUUGCCUCUGACAGCCAGAAUGGCAUUGGGUCACCUUUAGCACAGGAUUCUUCGGCGGUUGCGAUAACGGCACUUCCGACCAGCACUGGCCGUGUCUUUCAUCCAGAGGCGUCUUUGGUUUUGAUAGGAAUUCGAGCAUCCGGGAAACGAUCUCUAGGCUUCAUCGCUGCUACUGCACUGAACAGGAGGUUCGUGACUGAGGAUCACUAUUUUCAGAGCAUCAAUGGCUUGUCCAGACAAGACUACCUGAAGACCCACGGCAGCGAGCAGUUCCACAAGCAAGACAUUGAAUCUUCCCGACAGAUGUUAGAAGACAACAGGUAUGGCUGUGUGAUCGAUUGUGGCCUGGGAAGUUUGACCAGCAGCCUACAAGAAUAUCUCAAGCAGUAUUGCGAGACAAAUCCGGUGGUCUUUGUCGUUAGAGACAUCUUGAGAGUCAAGUCCCUUCUGAAUUUGUCUGACCGAUCUGCCAAACUUCUUGAUCAUGGGAAUGCCACUCAUAGAAAAUGCUCAAAUUUCGAAUUCUUCAAUCUAGAGGACGAUUCGACAACAGGUUCCACUGACUCUGACAACGCUGAUCGGGCUUCACCAAAUUAUUCUUUCAGACUCAGAAAUGUCCAGGCAGACUUUUCUCGCUUCGUUCGAUUCGUCACUGGGAGCGUCGCUGCUCAGCCAGUCCUUCAGUCGCCCUUUUCACUCGAUGUUCCAAUUGAACACAGAUCUUAUACCCACUUACUCCGUGUGCGGCUCUCGGAUUUCGCUAACAAACAAGUUGAUUUCACCCAACUCGAAUCUGCUGGAGAUGUUGUCGGCAUCUAUGUCGAUCAGUGGCACUCGACCACCAUCAGAGCACUGGGUGAAAUCGUGGCUCAAGCACGCAGGACACUCCAGGUUCCAAUCUUGAUAUCGGUCAGUUUGGAGAUAUCUUCAUCCGCAAACGUCGAGACCUACCUGGGAGUUUUGACACAUGGCUUGAGACUGGGUGUUGAGUAUAUGAUUGUCGAUCUCAACCUUGAUGACGAGCAACUUGAGCGUAUCAAGGCAAUAAAAGGGCACACGAAGCUUAUCGGGAGUUAUGCCAACACAAUCCCAAACAAGGCAAGUUGGAAGGACACCAAAUGGAAAACCAUGUACCACAGAGCAACCAACCUUGGAUUUGAUCUUGUCCGGCUUUUGAACACUCCAGCCUCGCGAGCUGAUAACGAUGCUCUAACAUGGUUCAUGCAAGAAUUGAAAGACCUACCCAUCUACUCACGAGCCCCGAUAGCAUACAAUGCAGGCUUGAUGGGACGAACCUCCCAAAUAAUGAAUCCUAUCUUGACACUUGUGACCCACCCUUCACUGCCCACUAUUGAAACAAAACAUCCCAACGACUUCCAACCGCUUUUGAGCUCUCAACAGAUCAUCAAAGCAUUGUUCGAUAGCUUCACAUUCGAUCCCCUCAAAUUCUACAUUGUCGGAGGGAACGUUUCAGGCUCAUUAUCUCCCGCCAUGCAUAACUCUGCCUACAAACUACUCGGACUGCAGCACAACUACAGCACGAAGAACAUUACCUCCUGGGUAGACAUUGUCGAGCUUGCUUCUGACAAUUUUACGGGGGGCUUGAGUAUAGUCCAGCCAUAUAAAGUGAAGGUUGUCCCUCAACUUGAAGCACUUAGUGGCCAUGCGAAUGCCAUUGGCGCGGUCAAUACACUGGUCCCUAUUAGAUCCGAUUCCACGGGUACUGUUCAACCACUGGAUGUACAAGCCCAAAAUCGGAACCGUUCCGGACACAUUGUUGGCUGGUUCGGAGACAAUACAGACUUCAUCGGCAUUAUGAGUUGCAUUAACCGAAGCCUGGCCCCUCGCAAUGCCAUCCAGGCCAAGACAACAGGUCUCGUCAUUGGGGCAGGUGGCAUGGCUAGAGCAGCAGUGUACGCCAUGCUACAGAUGGGAUGCAGGAACAUCUUCGUCUACAACAGAACAGUCUCGAACACGAAGAAGGUUGUCUCACACUUCAAUGAUUUUGCCGGUCGAUAUCACACCGGAGCCACCCUUGCAUUGCCCGUCAAAGUCCUUGAAUCAAUGUCAGAUCCCUGGCCCUCGGGUUAUGCUCCACCAACCAUUGUGGUAUCUUGUGUUACCCAUGAGGUCCUUGAUGGUAAUCCUGGCGCAGACUUUACAAUGCCUGAGACGUGGCUAGAGUCGCCCACUGGAGGGGUGGUCAUUGAAAUGGCUUACAUGACCAAAGAGACUCCAUUGAUCAAACAAAUGACCAGUUUCCGUGCGGAAACUCAAAGACCUUGGGUUUUGGUCGAUGGGAUCGAAACCUUGAUUGAGCAAGCUCUCGCCCAAUUUGAAUCCAUGACAGGUAGGAAGGCACCCAAAAGCUGCAUGGCAACUGCUGUUUAUGAUGCAAUUCAUGCGAACAAAUCGUAUCUCGUGGAUGGCGAAGAGUUUUUCACAUGA
This is a messenger RNA of Exophiala bonariae, 2553 nucleotides long. RefSeq lists its product as uncharacterized. The record is from RefSeq and is a predicted model, not a curated record. NCBI's taxonomy places the organism in Eukaryota, Fungi, Ascomycota, Eurotiomycetes, Chaetothyriales, Herpotrichiellaceae. Gene Ontology annotation, biological process: chorismate biosynthetic process. Gene Ontology annotation, molecular function: 3-dehydroquinate dehydratase activity; 3-phosphoshikimate 1-carboxyvinyltransferase activity; shikimate 3-dehydrogenase (NADP+) activity. The coding region runs from base 1 to 2553 and encodes 850 amino acids. The transcript has a single exon.